This is a messenger RNA of Geodia barretti, 716 nucleotides long. NCBI's taxonomy places the organism in Eukaryota, Metazoa, Porifera, Demospongiae, Tetractinellida, Geodiidae. The record is from the annotation of a GenBank genome assembly.
CAACCCGCGCCACGGGUACCCCGGAAAAUCCGCUCAGUGCCAGCUUCACACAGUUUUUAUCAACGCAAAGCCAUAUGCACUCGCAGCAAGCCCAGAGAGGUGGGGCCGGGUACCUAGUGCACGCGAGACUUCCGACGGCACUCUACACACACGCACUCAUCGAUGGCCCGCAAUAGCCAUAAAUAUCAUUUGGAACAGCUACAAAAGCACUGCAGAGUUUGUGCUUCCAACUUCAAUGCCAAUUCAAAAGCCUCCAUGCUCCUCCAUAAAACCAGAGCAGUGGGCAGCAGUGGGCAGCAGUUGGCAUUGACCAGCACUCUUGACAUCCAGACAUUCACCCACCAACAGUGUGCCUCAGUUGCCAGGAGAAAAUGACAAGAAUGGCUAAUGGUGUAACAACACAUCUUAGUGAAGCCUACAACUGGCGGGCACAUGACGACAAUGGCUGCGGAACAUUCAUCUUGUUUCGGAGCCAAUCGGUAGGAGGUCGGCCAAAAAAGAACAGGGGUAGGCCAAGGAAAUCCACAGAAGGGUUGACCAGACUCAAGAAGUCCACGACGCCAUCCUGGGAUGCUCUCCAACCAGCUCUCUUUCUCUCUCCGCCUAGUACACGUCCCCAGCUAGAGGACCUGCAGUGCUGCAUGUGUCACUGCAUUGUCAACAGGCCAGUAGAGACAGGUUGCAGAAAAUUGGCAUGCCUAACUGCGUCGUUGACA